This is a messenger RNA of Entamoeba dispar SAW760, 1464 nucleotides long. RefSeq lists its product as uncharacterized. NCBI's taxonomy places the organism in Eukaryota, Evosea, Mastigamoebida, Endamoebidae. Gene Ontology annotation, cellular component: nucleus; endoplasmic reticulum membrane. Gene Ontology annotation, biological process: positive regulation of DNA-templated transcription; protein autoprocessing. The record is from RefSeq and is a predicted model, not a curated record. Gene Ontology annotation, molecular function: sequence-specific DNA binding; DNA-binding transcription factor activity. Bases 1 to 1464 code for a protein of 487 amino acids. The transcript has 3 exons.
AUGUAUUCAUUCAAUACUAAUGGAUUUGGUAUGAGUGAAUAUAAAGAAGAAAAUAAUAAUAAUCAAGAAAUAAUUAAUAAUAAUGGAAUUAUUUUUCCAAAUACAAUUAUUCAACAAAUAUAUCCACAAGACUUAACAUAUAUUUAUCAACCAUUAAUUAAAAUAUUUGGUGAAGAAAAUUUUGCUUCAAUUGAUCAAAUUACACCACAAUUAAUUCAAUUACAUAUUUAUGGAGAAAUUUUUACAGAAAAUGGUUUUGUUGUACGUUCAGAUCAAAGAAAAAAACAUAAUAUUCAAAAAAUAAAAAAUGCAUUAAAUAAAAUUAUUAAUAUCUUUUGUUGUACAUUUAAAUAUAAUAAUGAUGAAAGUAUUAGAUCUGGUUUUAUUGCACAACAACUUCAACAAGUAGUACCAGAACUUGUUCAUGAAGAAAUUGAUGGAACAUUAUCUAUUGAUUCAUUAGCAUUAAUUCCUGUUAUUAUUGAAUCAUUAAAAACAUUAAAAAAUAUAUUAAAUGAUAUUAAAGCAAAACAAGAAAUAACAAUUAAAGAAGCACAACAAGCAGUUAUUAAUGCUUUAACUAUAAUUCAAAAAGAAAAUUAUCAAGAAUUUGAUUUUAUAUUUACAUUAGGACCUUUAAAAAUAACAUUUCCUCUUGUCAUAAUUACAUUAUUAUCUACACUUAGUAGUGUUAUAUUUUUUUCUGAAUUACCUUUUAUUAUUAGUUCACAACUUAUUACUGCAGUUCUUGGAGUUAUUUCUAUUUCAAGAAUGCCACAACAUAUGAAAAGAUUUAAUUCUGCUAUUGUUAAAAAUAUUAUUCAAUCUACAGAAGAAUUACCAAAGAAAAUUAAACAAAAUUUAUCUAAAAAAACAAUUAAAGAAAUGAAAAAACAAAUUAGUAAUUGGUUUAAAGAAAAAGAAUUUACAAAUUAUCAAAAAUCUUUAUAUUUAAGUUAUUUUAUUAUUUUUAAUAUUAAUCUUUGUGCUAUUGCUAUUAGUUUUAUCUUUGGUUCAUGUUUAAUUAGAUUUUUUGGAUUAUAUUUGGCAACAUUAUUACUUUUUUGGGGAUUUACUAUUAAAUAUUGUAAUAAUAUUUCAUUUUAUUAUCUAUUUAAUAUUCUUACAACAAUUUUUAUUAUUGCUGUAUUUUUAUGUUUUUCUUUAAUUAAAAUUCAACCUUCAUUAGAAUGUAAAUUAUAUCAAUUUAAUAAAGAAAAUUUUAUUAAUCUUAAUACAACUUCUCAAAUUAAUUUUUUAUUAACAACAACAUUACCAUGGAAUUGUAUAAAUCCUUCUUUAAUAACAAAUCCUCAUCUCCCUUCUAUUUCUACAUCAACACCAUUUAAUUCAUUAUCAAUUUUAACUGAUUUACAUACAAUAAAACAUAAUGAUAAAACAACAGUAUAUCUUGUUUGUUCUGGUUUUAUAAAGUUUGAAUGUGGUAAAUUUACUUUUAUUUAA